This is a messenger RNA of Fonsecaea erecta, 522 nucleotides long. RefSeq lists its product as hypothetical. Lineage: Eukaryota; Fungi; Ascomycota; Eurotiomycetes; Chaetothyriales; Herpotrichiellaceae. The coding region runs from base 1 to 522 and encodes 173 amino acids. The transcript has a single exon. The record is from RefSeq and is a predicted model, not a curated record.
AUGUCUUUCUCGACAGAUUUCGACACUUGCAGUCAUCAAAAGGCAUGGGCAGCUUCAGACACUGGCCACAAGGUCAAGGACGAUAUCUCGGUGCUUGCGUCUGGUUCAAUCUACGAGGAUGUCGUGCUCUUCCCAGAAGACCCACUUCCAACAACCAAAGGGAACGUCGUUGAGCUCGUGUCAUGGAAUCACCCUGUGGGUGGACAAAAUCGAUGCGGGCGCGAGAAGAGGGUCGCAGAGGGCUCCAAGCACUUCCAGAAAGCAGUCAGCAGCGAGGUGCCAGAAGCGGACGGAGGACUUGUUGCGGGAUGGGCCCAAGUCUCUUUCGACCAUGGCGGCGUGAAGUCGAGACGCUGUACGUCCCCUAUCGGCUGGAAAAGUGCGGAUGUUCACUACAAGUGCAAAGAGACCAGGCCUUUGCUUGACAACAUUCAGUGGCUCGUGGAAAAUAAUGGUUCGGGCGUCGAGGUGGUUCAUUAUGCAUACGGCAAGUCGCUUAACGCUGCAGGGACAAACCUGUAA